GCAAGCCUCUUGCCUACAAGUGCACCAGAAGAAGAGAGCGAACCGAAAGGUACGUCUGUGCAGGCCGAAGACGCGGCAGCGAACACGAGCGCUUCUGUCGGAGAUGAAGGAAGCAAUCGAAGUACAGAGAGAACUACAACCGAGCCGUCGACGACCAAGAGUGUGACGCCCGUGGCCGCGAAUUACAUCAGCAGGAGUUCUGCAGAUUUUUGCCGUUGUGCGCAGCAAGGCGACGAGAAUCCGCCGGCCUCCGCAAAGGAGAAGUUUUCCAAGCUGCUGGCAGAGAUGCGGCAAAAUCUGCGUCUUUUUGUAUAUCCCUUGACCACCAAAUGUGGGAAAAGCCAGUCAGGCAAUCGUGGAUACUGGGUGGAAGGAAUUUUCCAUUCGCGAGCCCUCGCUUCACCCUUGCGAGUCGAAGAUCCCGAUGCCGCGACGAUCUUCUAUAUCCCAACCUUCACGUCGUGCUGGCGAUCUCAGGUGCCUGGCCGACGGGAGGGCGGAGAGCGGGCCGCCAGAGAGCUGCAGAGGACCCUUCGCAAGGUUGCAUCCCAGUGGCCCCACUUUCACAGGUAUAUGGGGCGGAGGCAUCUUUGGGUUUCUGCACACGACAUGGGCAAGGUUGAGCCCAGCUGGUGCCCUGAGCUAGCUUCGAACACAUCGGAUCGCUGCCGUGAUCACUGGGCGAAUGCCCUUGCGAUCAACAGCAGUGUGUUGGCGAACACCGCCGACACGCGUGAUCGCCUAAAGUUUGGUGUGUACGCUUUCAACAGCAAGCUGGACGUAUCGUUAGUUUGCAACGGCGACACCGCGAUGGCUCAAAUGGGUCGUCAGGUGGUCAAGCGCUCAGAGAACCGGCGCUACUCGGUGUUCUUUGCUGGCAAGUGGGACAAGAACUACAUCAAGGGGCUGCGCUAUGCGGCCAUCAGGAGUAUUCAGAAGCUGAACUUGAAGAAGCCGGUUCGUAUCGAGAAGAAGAUGAGCGACAAGGACUACCGCCAGAGUCUCCAGAGCAGCGAGCUCUGCCUGGCGCCAAGGGGGAGCCGCGUUUGGUCACCGCGACUCUUCGAGAU
This is a messenger RNA of Symbiodinium sp. CCMP2456, 1070 nucleotides long. NCBI's taxonomy places the organism in Eukaryota, Dinophyceae, Suessiales, Symbiodiniaceae. The record is from the annotation of a GenBank genome assembly.